AUGGAAGGGGAGCUUCUAGCGCUCACAUACGGCGCCGUAGUGGCCCGAGUACUCAAAGACUAUGAGCGUACAGACGAGGUCAAUGCCCAGUUGGACAAAAUGGGCUACAAUGUUGGAGUGCGCCUCAUUGAUGAUUUUCUGGCAAAGAAUCGACAUGGGAGAUGCAAGAAUAUGCAUGAAACAGCAGAAGCUAUUCAAUCCGCGUUCAAGCAGUAUAUAAAUGUUCAGCCUCAAGUUGGAAAAUGGAACGACGCGCAAAACUCAUUCAGCUUGACGCUGGACACAAACCCACUAACAAGCUUUGUCGAACUACCUGCCGAACUUGGCGGACUAUGCUACUGUCAAUUCAUCUGUGGAAUCCUCCGAGGAGCGCUCGAAAUGAUCCAGCUAGAAACGAAAGUUCAGAUUGUAGCGGACAAUCUGAAGGGAUCGUCUGUUACCGAAAUACGAGUUUCUUUCAUCAAAAAGCUCGUUGACGCCUUGCCAGUUGGGGAAGAUUGA
Messenger RNA from Oikopleura dioica, 501 nucleotides. The record is from the annotation of a GenBank genome assembly. Lineage: Eukaryota; Metazoa; Chordata; Appendicularia; Copelata; Oikopleuridae.